GCGCUAUUUGUCAUGGAAGUUGAUUAUUCGACACACGAUAAUUGUGUUCUUCUACUGUUAUCACUUUGAUAAUAAUAUUACUCUUCUGAUUUCACAUAAACCAGAACUUUGUUUGCAUAUAAAUGUAUUUCAAUGUUUCACAUUUAAGGAUAUUAUACUCGUACAACUGCAGCUUCUGCAAAAAACAGAAUCAACAGAAUGAAGAAAAUAUUACUGUUUUUUAGCCUUAUCUCAAGUGUAAUUGCCCGAUGUCAAUGGUCUGGAAUACCGAAAAAAAGAAUUUAUAAUGAAGUAAUAAUCACCUGUAUUGGCAUUACUUCUGAAAACAUUAAUGAAGAAGUUUCAAGUGACUCAUCAACACCAACAAGUCAUAGCUACAGAUAUGUUUUUAAAAAUAGUUCCAUCAAAAAUUUUCCAAUGAAUGUUUUUGCUUCAAACAAAAAAGGAAAUGUGCUUUACCUUGAACUAGAUAACAACAAAAUAGAAACAAUUCAAACUGGAGCGUUUUCUGGAUUACUGCAAGUAAGAGAAAUUUAUUUACAAUUUAAUUCUCUCACUGUUAUUUCCCGAGGAUGUUUCAAUUCCCUUCUGCAACUAAAAUUCUUAGAUUUGAGCAAUAAUGAUAUAUAUUUAAUAGAAGAUGAAGCUUUCAAUGGAAGUAAUGAAUUACAAAAAAUUUUGCUUUACAAUAAUAACAUCACACAUGUACCUCAAAAUAUUUUCCAUUCUCUACAAAACUUGAAGUUUAUAGAUUUGUCUUAUAAUAAUAUUAAGUUUCUUGAUCUCACUUUCUCAAAUUUUGUAGUACACAAAACAAUUUUUUUAAACAAUAACAAAAUUUACAGCAUAAAUUGUGAUUCUAUACACUUGAGUUUUUUGGAUGUAAUCGAAUUAAAAAAUAAUUUUUUGACUGAAGCUAAUGGUUCUUGUUUUCCACUCAUUGCUGAAGAAUUAAAUUUCAAAAAUAAUCACCUAACUAAAAUUUCCAAUAUAUCAGCACUUGAAAAUCUAAAAAAAAUCGACCUAAGUCAAAAUUACAUAUCAAAUAUCAAUACAAACGAAUUUAAAAGUCUUAGGAAAUUAGAAAACUUGUAUCUUGAGAAUAAUAACAUUACAAAACUGCCUCCCGGAGUAUUUAAAAAUUUAAAUUCUCUUCGUGUGUUAAACCUAGCAGAAAAUUCUUUGAAAUAUCUCGAAUUUGGAGUAUUUAAAGGGUUAGAAACUUUACACACAUUAGAUCUCAGUUAUAAUCAAUUGUAUUUUCUAGAGGAAGAUGUCUUUAUCAACAUGAAAUAUUUAAAAGUUCUCAAUGUUAGUUACAAUAACUUGCAAUAUAUAAAUUUGGUAAAACUUGCAAGUUACACCGAUUUGGAACAAAUUCACCUAAUUGGAAACAAUAUUUCAUGUCAAAGACUUUCAUCCAUGUUUUCAUACAAACUCAAAAUGAAAAUGGGCGAAAGUACCUAUCAUAAUGUAUCAAAUGUGAAUGGAGUACCGUGUACUAACUUCAACUUGUUUUUCAGUGAAAACAAAACCAAAUAUAACAAUGUUUUACAAGGUAUGCAAUCGUUUUUUGAUACUGAUUUUAGAAACACGUCGUUUUUCAAAUUCUUUUCUAAAGAUUUUGAACUGCUAAACCAAAAUAAUCAGCCAGAUACAGAUAUAGACGUCAAGAAAUUGAAUCACGAUUUUGAACAACUGUUAGCGUCAAUUGCCAAAACUAAUAUUAUUUUUAUUGUUUUCACCUUAAUUGUUAUUGUGAUGUGUGUAUUGCUUGCAGUACUAGUCGUCCUAAUCAAAAAUCACAUAAAACAUCAACCUUUUUCACUAAGAGAACCUGAAUUACACUUACUGUAAAUUUUUGUUGUUCUUUUUUCAAAACUGUAAACCUAACCACUUUCAACGAAUUCACAAAGUUAGGAAGAGCUUUCAACAGUGUUGAAAAAACUCCUUGCAUUUGUUGUUUUCGCAUUAAUUCUAAGAAAAAUAGGAUUUUUGUUAUGGCAAAAUAAAAUAUUAAGUCCUUAUUUUUUUUCAUUUCUUAAUUUUUAAAAAAGUAUCAAAAAUAACACUGAUACUAACUAUAGUUUUGUAGAUGUCUAUGACUCUUUUAAGUGUACCUACACCUUACAUGACUUUAGGUUUAUUUCUUAAGCUUAUUUGUAUAUUCUAUUUUGUAUUUAUAAUUAUAUCUUUUAUAUUUUUUCAAUAAAAUAUUCCAAAGU
Messenger RNA from Tribolium madens (black flour beetle), 2225 nucleotides. RefSeq names its product leucine-rich repeats and immunoglobulin-like domains protein 3. Gene Ontology annotation, molecular function: protein binding. NCBI's taxonomy places the organism in Eukaryota, Metazoa, Arthropoda, Insecta, Coleoptera, Tenebrionidae. Gene Ontology annotation, cellular component: extracellular matrix. The transcript has 2 exons. The record is from RefSeq and is a predicted model, not a curated record. Bases 199 to 1857 code for a protein of 552 amino acids.